AUGCCCCUGGUGGACAGUCUUGGAGGUGCCAUCAGGAGGGUCGACGACUGCGAGAGCUUCCCCAGCAGCAGUGCUGAUGGCAACGUCACCGAGUACCUUGGCAUCCCGUUCGGCAUUGUAGGAAAGUCGGGGCGCUUUGCAGAGGCCGCCUUCGUGGAGUACCGGCCGGGCAUGGCGCUACGCCCUGGAGGUGUGCCCUCGUGUCCGCAGUACCCAUGGAGACCUUUGCCGAGGCUGCCGACAGUGGCCACGACUAACUCGGACGACUGCCUCUACCUCAAUAUAUGGAGACCCGGGCGCAAGGGCCACUUCCAGUUUGGUGGCGGAGGUACGUACGCCUUCUACGAGGGCCUUCACGCAGCGGCGCUGUGGGACGCCGUCGUGGUCGUUCCGGCGUACCGGGUGGGCGCCUUCGGUUUCCUGAACAUGCUCGUGCCCGACGCGCCCGGCAACGUUGGGCUGCUAGACCAGGCGCUUGCCAUUCGAUGGGUGCACAGGUAUAUCCACCAUUUUGGUGGUGACAGCCAACGCAUCACGUUGCUCGGCCAGGACGCCGGCGCCACAUCCGUCGGCUACCACCUGGCACGCAACGACACGCCGCCUAUACAACGAGCCAUACUAAUGAGCGGCUCGCCUUUCGUACCGCAGCCAGACAAUGCUGGUCAGCGUGCCCUACUGAACGGCAACGCCUUGGCCGAUGUCCUCGGCUGUAGCAGCAGGGGUAGCUUGCAGGACGCCUCCGAGCGGCGACGGGUGGUGGAGUGCCUGCGAAAGCGCAGCACAUCCGUCAUGGUGUUGGCCGCCGAUGAGUUGGCCACAAGCAGCGACACCAUUGUAUUUGGUCCCAGCAAGAACAGUGACUUUCCGUGGAAAUUGGCGGGCACCGUGCAGUUCGAGUCGAUAUUGAAGCACGUCGACUUCCUAGUGGGCGUCUCCAAGGAUGAAGGCACGUCGCACGUGUCGCAGUUGAUGCAGGCGUUCGGCCUAUCUGCAGACCAAACCCUAACACCCAGGAGGCUGCUCUCCAUGUUUCUGGCCUUCUUAGAGGCUUACGGAAUCCAUGACGUGAAGUCGGUGUUGCACCAUUAUGGCUUCGACGAUCCGAGCGUGAUGGAUGAGACGCUGGGCCAACUGUUUCUGCUGGAGAUGGCGCGUCCCGUGGGUGACUUUCUGAUCUACUGCCCUACGCUCUUCUUUCUGGAAGAAGCCGCACGCGUUGGUGGCCGAGUGUUCUUCUACGAGCUGGCAUACAACCCGAGCUACAGGACGUGGCCCGCUUGGCAGGGAGUACCGCAGUUCGUCGACCUCGUGUUAGCCACGGGUCUUAUAGCCCAACUGGACGCCUCGGCACGGGACAUGGCAAUCGCCCGGGACUUUUCCAGGAUGAUCGCUGGAUUUGCAAGGAGCGGGUACACUUAA
Molecule: messenger RNA, 1419 nt
Organism: Rhipicephalus microplus (southern cattle tick)
Lineage: Eukaryota; Metazoa; Arthropoda; Arachnida; Ixodida; Ixodidae
Product: acetylcholinesterase-like
Source: RefSeq, a predicted model, not a curated record